AUGUCUUCCAAGAUCAUCGUGCUUGGAAGUGUAAAUUGCCAACUGCAAGCGGUUUUCACCAAAUUAGCCAACUUGCAGGCUAAGCAGAAUUUUGCAUUUGCCAUUCUUGUUGGCAAUCUCUUUGGCGACAGCUCAACAGAGAAGGAGCUGAAUGAGAUCUCUGGCUUGCUCAACGGCAGCAUCAAUGUUCCUUUGCCGACCUACUUCACCAUCGGCGACAAGCCACUGCCAACCCGAAUCGUGGAGAAAAUUGAGGCCGACGACGAGGUCUGCCCUAACUUGUACUUCCUUGGAAAGCGAGGCACUCUGAAGACUUCAGAGGGCAUUCGCAUUGCUGCACUCGGUGGUACCCUGGGUAGCAGCACAGACGCCCUGUCUAAGCCCGAGUCAAAUGCCAGUGGCAAGUUCCAGACUACAUAUAGCGAGUCAGAUGCUCGCGCACUCUACGGAACCCAUAGGGCAGAUAUCUUGAUCACCAACCAAUGGCCCAAGGGUAUCCGCUUCGGCUCCAAGGUAGACUUACCCGAAGACAAGAGCAUCAUGCCAGCCGAAGUCCAAUGCGUGUCCGAUAUCGCCACCACUCUCAGGCCUCGCUACCACUUCUCCGUCUCAGACGGCUUCUUCUACGAGCGCGAGCCAUUCUUCCACAUGCCAACUGAAGACAGCCCGGACGCCAAACCUAUCACCCGCUUCAUCUCUCUGGCAUCUUUCGGCGGUAAGCCAAAAGCAAUGUACGCCUUCUCAAUCGACCCCAAAGCAGCGCCCCCAAUCACAGUCCCAGCUGGCGUGACCGCUUCACCACUCUCUGCGCCUCAAACCAAGCGCAAAGGCCUUCCACCCCAGCGCGAAUCAUUCCACAGAUUUGCCGCCCCAGAUGAAGACAGACCACGCAAGCGCCCACGCGCCCCACCCCCAGGACCGGGCGAAUGCUUCUUCUGCCUGGCGAACCCAAAUCUUGCAACGCAUCUGAUCACCUCAAUUGGCAACGAAGCCUACCUUACAACUGCGAAAGGCCCUCUUCCGCCGAACAAUUACUUCCCAGACCUGGGUUUUCCAGGCCACAUGCUCAUAAUCCCGUUCAGUCACUCUCCUACCAUCGCUUCAAUCCCAGACGCGGAAACCCGCACAAGCACAUACAACGAAAUGCAACGCUAUCGGUCUUCCCUCCAUCAAAUGAUAACAGAUCGCUCAGCCGGGAAACUGGGCGCCGUCACUUGGGAAGUCAGUCGCGGAAGCGGAAUCCACAUCCACUGGCAGUUCCUGCCCAUGCCAUCCGAUCUGAUUCGCUGGGGGCUAGUCGAAGCAGCUUUUAAAGUCGAAGCCGAGAAUCUCUCGUAUCCCCGAUUCACAAAUACAUCCGCCACAACGGAUGGAUCUACCGAGCCGGGUGAUUUCUUCCGUGUGUGGAUCUGGAGCGGGCCUCAGGUCAAAAGCGAAAGCGAGAAGCCAGACGAGGAGGCAGAGAAGACCGAGGAGACAGAGAAGACCGAGGCGGUGGAGAAAACGCUUUUACUUGAACUCACGCCUGAUUUUAGAUUUGAUCUGCAAUUUGGAAGAAGGGUCAUGGCGAAGCUGCUGGAAUUGGAUAGAAGGAUGAAUUGGAAGGAUGCAACGCAGGCGUUUGAAGAGGAGGAGGGUGAUGCGAAGGCCUUCAAGGAAGCGUUUAAGAAAUAUGAUUUCUCCUUGGAGGAAUAG
This is a messenger RNA of Penicillium maclennaniae, 1695 nucleotides long. RefSeq names its product CwfJ domain protein. Gene Ontology annotation, biological process: mRNA splicing, via spliceosome. The record is from RefSeq and is a predicted model, not a curated record. Bases 1 to 1695 code for a protein of 564 amino acids. Lineage: Eukaryota; Fungi; Ascomycota; Eurotiomycetes; Eurotiales; Aspergillaceae. Gene Ontology annotation, molecular function: RNA lariat debranching enzyme activator activity. Gene Ontology annotation, cellular component: post-mRNA release spliceosomal complex. The transcript has 2 exons.